Molecule: messenger RNA, 3430 nt
Organism: Wallemia mellicola CBS 633.66
Lineage: Eukaryota; Fungi; Basidiomycota; Wallemiomycetes; Wallemiales; Wallemiaceae
Product: galactose oxidase
Exons: 4
Coding region: 63-3182 (1039 amino acids)
Biological process (GO): cell redox homeostasis
Cellular component (GO): cytosol; mitochondrion
Molecular function (GO): protein binding
Source: RefSeq, a predicted model, not a curated record
ACGACACCAACUACCAACUAUAACGACAGGGACGCUUGAAAAAAUAAAUAGAUAGUCAACUAAUGACUUUAGCGAAUUUGUCUGAUUUAACUGCCUACCCGAGAUCUACAACGGGCUCUGUCCCACCACCCUUGGUCGGGCCUUCAAUGACGGUCGUAAAUGAUCAGCUGUACUUGAUUGGUGGUAGGAAGGUUACAGAGCGGGUCAUGACCAACAAUGUAUACAAACUUGAUUUGAAUACGCUUCGCUGGGAUCACAUCCAAUUCGAUAACAACUCUGAUAUCCCAUCAGAGAGAUAUUUCCACUCAGUUGAUCUAUGGAACGACUAUUUAGUCUUAUUCGGUGGUAUGGCAUAUAAGGAAAACGACGAACUCGCUGUCCUCGAUGAUGUAUUUUACCUAAACUUGAAGUCUCUCACUUGGAAAAAGGUGGAGACGUCAUUAUCACCUUCGUUCACCAAACCCUCAGGCCCACAACCUCGCUACGCCCAUUUGAGUUCAAUAUCUGGCGAUUGCCUUGUUAUUGCAGGUGGUCAAGGAAAAGACAAUCAAUACAUUGAAGAAAUUGCAAUUUUAGAUCUGCGUUCACUACAAUGGCUUCAUUCACGCGCUUAUGACCAUCAAUGCGGCUCUUAUCGUUCUGUUGCAAUAUCUUCCCCUCAACGUGUCGUCACCCCAGACCCUUCCACUAUCAGAGUUGGUGGUGAAGUUCUCCACUUAUUACCUUACACCGAUAAUUGCACCGAAUUUGACCCAAGCGACGUUUACCUUUACUCCAAUUACAACUUCCAAGAUCUUAAACGUGAAUUAGAGGUUUUAGAAGCUCCAACAAAUACUGAAUUCACCAUUGCCAAUCAAUCUGGCUUGAUGAGGGGCGCUUCUUUACCACCAGGUUUGAGAUUCCCAACCGGUAGCAUUUUAGGAAAUCACCUCAUCAUCUCAGGUACUUACCUGGCCAACACUUCACAAUCAUUCUCAAUCUGGGCUCUUGAUUUGACCACUUUUGUCUGGCAGCGUAUAGAUGCUGGUAGUCACUUAAGUUCUGGUUCUUGGAACAGAGGUACACUCUGGCGCGAUACCAAUAGAUACGUCGUUAUGGGCAACCGUGAUAGAAGUUUGGUUACUGACUACAACCAUCGUCAGCAGAACUUCGAUCAUAUCGCUUUUGUUGAACUUGAAGCUUACGGUGUUUAUCAACCGCCGCCUGUUUCAUUAAGCCUUGACGCUCAGUUGCUAGGCUUGCAAUCCCUUAGUGAUGAGAGUCUGGCUGAUUUCGAACUCAUUCCUGAAGUUUCAAACGAAGGAGAUAGAGAAAAGUAUAGGUUCCUUUGCUCUUCAAGAAUACUCGAAGCACGUUGGCCAUGGUUCAGAACUCAUAAAUCAUCUUACAAUGCACAAUUGCAAGCUCAAGAUCCAUCGUCUAUUGCAGAACAAAGGCUGUUAUCAAAAACCCUGACUAUUCCAGAAUCACCAACAGUCGUCAGAGCACUCCUUGAAUGGUUCUAUACAUCUGCUUUAGUCACACCUCUGCAACUCUCUCAACCAGUUUUGGCUGCAUUAUUAGGACUGUCACGGACAUAUGGUUUGGAAUCUCUCGAGAAGGAUGUAAAACACGCUAUGCACAUGGAGCUUGAACCGGCUACAGCUGUACAAAUUCAUGAAGCUGCCACACUCUGUGGUGCUAGAAUGUUACAAAUCCGUGCUCUCAAAAUGGUAAUGUCAAGCAAUAAGAGAACUGGACAAAAUCCAAUACAUAUGGCAAACAGCCCAGGUGAUGGACCAUACGACACUGAACCAAGAUACGCUCAAUUUGGCACUGGUCAAGGUAACACACCGCAAAUGCAUCAAUCUGGUUCUACAGGUCAAUUCAGUGCUUCAAAUAGUAGCCAAUACGGUAGGCAAAGGGCCACAGCCGAGGGCGAAAUAGUAGAUGAUAAUGAAGAUCCAUCUAUUCAUUUAGCUAAUAUGCUUUCCAAAUUCGCAACUAGCGAUGUAGAUCUUAGUUUCAACAACGAUUCACUGGCAAAACAGCCUCAAAUUGUUGAAAGACCAACAUCACCAAAUGCUGAUCCGAAGCGUGUUUCUAGGAUAAUCAACCUCCCUAGUGUUAUGAAUCUUCACGAGCAAGCUCAACCAACGGAACCUACCGAAGAUAAUCCUCCAGAAAUACCUGCUAGACCUUCAUUAUCACCACCAACAGUAACAGCACCUAAUAUGAGAAACAGAAGACAAGCAGCUAUGCUAACACCUAACGAACAUUUACGUCACAACCGUCACAACGGUUUACCUCAGCCACCACCUCAAACACAAUUACCUUCACCUUCAUUAUCACCUGCGCUAUCAUCACCUGUUAUGUCAAGAGUUGGAUCAGUUACGCGUUCUAGAAAUUCACCAAUGUUGAGAUCACCAACAAUGCCAGUCGUACCUGACGAAGCCGAAUUCUCACCACCAGUCUCACCUAGACCAUUUACGAAUUAUUACAAUUAUUCACCACAGACGUUAUCAGAAUCAUCAGAUGUUAGCAGAGCUCCAUCACGUCAAGGUGGAAGUAACGUUGGAUUAGGUAUACAAGAAGUUGCAAAUGAUCAUGACUCGCCUGCUUUAUCUGCAUCAACAUUCCCGACCAUUGACGGACCACCAACACCACAAGAUUUCGAAAUGUUAUCAACUGGACAACAAAAUAAUGAUGAUAAGAGCACAGAGCAGACAUCAUCAACUGGUUCAUUAGAAAGAGCUAGAUCUUAUUCACAAUUUAGUAGCACAGCGCCAUCAGUUGCAGCUACAUCAAUGACGACAUCUGGCGCAUCUUCAAAUGAUGGUAGUGUGUCAAAACGUAACAAGCUAUUCAGUAAAUUUAAAUCAAAGGAUAAGCAAAGUAGUGAAAUAACGAGAACUAGUAAUAGUAGUUCACAUAGUGCAAGUCCAAAGGAACCAACUCCUUCAAUAAACUCUUCUACAUCCUCCGGACAGAAAUCAAUGUCGUCUGGAUAUUUCAGUCAGGAGAGUAAAGAAGCACGUAAAAUUAGAAAAGAGAAAGAAAAAGUGUUACAAAGACAACGCGUAGAAGCGCAGAGAUUGAAAGCAAUGAAGAGAGAUGGUAAACUCCGCCCUGUACUUGGCGAACCUGCACCAGCAAAGAAGAAAGCAUCAGAGUUUGAUGCAUGGGGUUCAUUCUGUUAUUAGAAAAGCAAGACAAGAAAACAGAAGAAUAUACGGAUUUUAUAGUCUACAAAAAAUAAAAAAUAAAACACUAUACAGAGAACCACACUAGAUUACUUUGAAGAAUUCAUUUUCUCAAUUAUCGUAUUCUUUCAAAUAUUUAUAUACCACCUACAAACUCUUACGGAUUAAUUUGGAAGGAUAACUCAAUCUUACUAUUUCUAUUUGUCGUAUUCUUCUUUUUACUCAUUUGUUAGAAAAGCAUUCGAAAA